Scleropages formosus (Asian bonytongue) is the source of this 1806-nucleotide messenger RNA. RefSeq names its product nucleoporin 42 (gene nup42). Bases 112 to 1365 code for a protein of 417 amino acids. The transcript has 7 exons. Lineage: Eukaryota; Metazoa; Chordata; Actinopteri; Osteoglossiformes; Osteoglossidae. The record is from RefSeq and is a predicted model, not a curated record. Gene Ontology annotation, molecular function: metal ion binding.
CACGUCAUCAUUCUGCGCCCACGUCACCGGAAGUCGAAAUGGCCGCGGUGGGAAGUUAGUGUAGGAUAGUGCAAACGAGGGAAGAGAAGCCUGACCUGUUGUUGCAAAGACAUGACCGUGUGUAGUUUCUUCCUUCAAGGCCGUUGUCGCUAUGGCGAGAAGUGCUGGAACGAGCAUCCACAGGGAGGCAGUGGCGGGAGCUACAGUAACACUAACCGGGUUCCGCAGCAGCAGUCUGGUGGUGGUGGCCAACGAGGAGGCGGCGGAGGGUUUGGGAACAGAGUGUGGGUGAACCCCUCACAGAGGUCCUCCAACAGGGACUAUGUAGCACCAUCCUCAUUUUCCAGAGGAGGGAACGACUGGGGAAGGGGGGGUGGGGGCUCCAGGGACUUCAAGAGCUCCAAUUUCACUUUCACCAUUGAAAACCGGUUCUCUGCCCUGGAUACACAUCAAACCACCGAUCGGGGUUUACAAGAUGACAACAAUAAGAACCUUGAGACAGUCCACAAAGACAUGGAAAUAUGGGAAACAUCUGGCCAGUGGCUUUUCUCCUGUUACUCCAUUUUGAAAGCUUCCAUCCCAGGAUUUCCAGAAUAUUCUCCAGAAGAAUUGCGAAUGGAGUAUUAUAAAUGCAGAGAAACAGGAAAUCUGCAAACCUAUGCCAACUCUGUGCAACAGCUCAUCAGUCAGUGGAGAAGCAGAGUGCAGGAGCUUAAGAACCUGAACUCCACCUCACUAGCCAAGCUGAUCACUGAAUUAAAUAGUCAAGGUACUCCAUCAUCUGUUGGUUUUGGAUCUAUAGCUUCUGCUUUUGGAAAAGGAGGUUUCAGUGGAACAGAGAGCAAUGCCUUCAGUUUUGCACCAUCCAGCAGUGGGUUUGGAUCCACAAGCACACCAGGGGCCCCCACUGGCUUUGGCAGCCUGGGUUCCACACAGCCUGCUCCUCUGUUUGGAUCCUCAGCCAGCACCUCUAGCAGUGCUUCCUCUUCCUCUGACCCUUCAGCAGCCACCUUCUCCUUUGCUGUUCCUGUAGCCAACAAGGAGCAAGUCACAGGAUUUGGAAGCACCAGUGUUGCUGGGUUCUCCUUCACAUCCGCCGGAUUUGGAAAUUCGUUUACCUCGGCACCAACUGCCGGCGCAUCUCCUGGACAGGGCAGCAGUGUGUUUGGUGGAAGCAGCACUGUAACUGGGACUGGAAGUGGAAUGGUAGCAGCUGGAGCAGCAAGCUCUGGGAGUCCGGCAGAUAAGCUUUUCACACCCCAGAGUGAACUAACUCCUGAGGAGCUCAAAGAGUUCAUGGGAAAGAGAUUCACCCUGGGCCAGAUCCCACUGAAACCUCCGCCUGCAGAUCUACUGGUCGUGUGACAUGACGACACAGGAGCUCCGUAGCUCAGAGGACUCCAAGGACAUCUUUGUCUAUUUCGCUUUAUUUUUGAGGCUUCAAUAAAUAUACUUUCUCUUGUGAAAGCAAGAUUUUGGGUGACAUUUCCUCAUGUCAAGUGUUAUAUUUUACUACAUCAAACAAAAUAGUUAUUUGUGAUCUAUUAUGCUGAUUAUAAAAAUUGUGAUUCAAAAAAUGUAUACAGUAGCAAUUUAAGAUGAGGGGGUAGCAUUGUGGUUACGGCUGUGGCCUUGCACCCUAAAGGUGUGACCCCCCCCCCCGCUCUACUACUCUUGAUCAAGGUACUUACCCUCAACUGAGCAGUAAGAAUACGGCUACUGUAUUACGUGUAAAUCGCCGUAAAGCUGAUUAUGUAAAAUUGUAAGUCGUAUUGACCAAAAGUGGCAACUAGAAUAAAUAAGAUU